Molecule: messenger RNA, 5846 nt
Organism: Acanthaster planci (crown-of-thorns starfish)
Lineage: Eukaryota; Metazoa; Echinodermata; Asteroidea; Valvatida; Acanthasteridae
Product: serine/threonine-protein phosphatase 2A 56 kDa regulatory subunit epsilon isoform-like
Biological process (GO): signal transduction; protein dephosphorylation
Cellular component (GO): cytosol; nucleus; protein phosphatase type 2A complex
Molecular function (GO): protein phosphatase activator activity
Source: RefSeq, a predicted model, not a curated record
UCGUCACAUGGUAUGACCUCACGGCCAACAGAUAGCAACACAAACUCUACAGCUCCACCAUGUCCAUGUAAAAAUAUGCAGAAACAAGAACUAAUUUCAAGCAUUUUCGUAAAAAUACCAUUCCUUAUGCUCCUUAGUUAAGUCCCGUGCACUUGUAGAGUUUUUAAAAUUCGGAAUGUUCCUACUUGGAGCUGGAUCUGAUGCUGAGGAUUUUUGACACGGAUGAACCUGAGUAACGUUGUCAUUUCUUGUCCGUAGAGUACUGUCGAAUAUCGGGUGUAUUCUUGUUCCAUUGCAUUUGUAUUACCAUGCUGUUGAGUUGACACUGACAUACUGUGUGCGUGUUCGUGUAUUGGAAUGCGGGUUUGAUGGUUUUGACGGUUUACCAGAUCCAGGCAAUUGGAGAUAAGUCGGCCAAUGGUGUCACAAUUAGCAAGCAGCUAACCCCACACCAGUCGUAGUGAAAAAACAAUGUCAGCUGGGCCAGCAGUGGACAAAAUCGACCCCUUCACAAAAAAGUCAAUGCGAAAGGGGAAACAGAAAAAGUCACAAGGCUCAUCGAAAUAUCGGUCGAAGAACAGCAUAGAACUGCAGCCUCUGGCUUUAAUAAAGGACACACCCCACCCGGAGAAGCACGACCUAGUGGUGAAGAAGCUAGGGCAGUGCAGCUUUGUGUUUGACUUCAUGGACGCAGUGUCUGACCUGAAGGGCAAGGAGAUCAAGAGGGCGAGUCUAAAUGAGCUGGUUGACUACAUCACCACCGAAAGAGGGGUGCUCUCAGAAGAGCUGUAUCCAGAAGUCAUUCAUAUGAUAACAUGUAAUAUCUUCCGCACACUGCCACCUAGUGAAAACCCCGACUUUGAUCCUGAGGAAGACGAUCCUACAUUAGAGGCAUCAUGGCCACACUUGCAGAUUGUCUACGAAUUUUUCCUAAGAUUCCUGGAAUCACCAGAGUUCCAGCCCACCAUAGCAAAGAAAUUCAUCGACCAAAAAUUUGUUAUGCAGCUUCUGGAGCUGUUUGACAGUGAAGACCCGCGAGAGAGAGAGUUCCUGAAGACGGUGCUUCACCGCAUCUAUGGCAAGUUCCUGGGCCUGCGCGCCUUCAUACGUAAACAGAUCAACCACAUCUUCCUCAGGUUUAUUUAUGAAACGGAACACUUUAAUGGAGUAGGAGAAUUACUAGAAAUCCUGGGCAGUAUAAUCAAUGGCUUUGCACUGCCCCUGAAGAAUGAGCACAAGCAGUUCCUCAUCAAGGUUCUCAUCCCUCUCCAUAAGGUCAAAUGCCUCAGUCUCUACCAUGCCCAGUUGGCAUAUUGUGUAGUACAGUUCCUAGAGAAAGAUGCAACACUCACAGAGCAAGUUACGUUGGGGCUGUUGAAAUACUGGCCGAAGACCUGUAGUCAAAAAGAAGUCAUGUUCCUGGGCGAGAUUGAGGAGAUACUGGACGUGAUAGAGCCUUCCCAGUUCGUCAAAAUCCAGGAGGUAUUGUUCAAACAGCUUGCCAGGUGCGUGGCUAGUCCCCACUUUCAGGUAGCAGAGAGGGCGCUAUACUUCUGGAAUAAUGAGUAUGUGCUGAGUCUGAUUGAGGAGAACUCGAGUAGCAUCAUGCCCAUCAUGUUCCCUAGUCUUUAUAGGAUAUCCAAGGAUCAUUGGAACCAGACUAUAGUAGCUCUGGUGUACAAUGUACUCAAGACCUUUAUGGAAAUGAACAGCAAGCUGUUUGAUGAACUAACAUCUGGUUACAAGGCAGAGAGGCAAAAGGAGAAAAAGAAGGAGAAGGAAAGAGACGAGUUAUGGAAGCGGCUGAGCAAGCUAGAGAUGAACAAUGCUGCCAACAAGACCAGCAAUGCCAAGUAAGGCUGUGCACCCUUCCACUGUCAAGCCAGCCCGGCCCCUCAGCAAGACUAGGCUCAGCUCGACUUAGCUCAGCUCAGGCAAAUCACAUCAUAGUUAAGCAGUUGACUGCCAAAGUGUUUUCGUGUGUGUGAUGCUUGCAUCUUAUGGGAUUUUUAAAAAGAGAGAAACAUUCUGUAUCCCUGAGCAAAUUUCUGAUAAGAAGUACCUCCUUUGUUUAACAGAUCAGAGAUAAACUCUGCGUUGCUUUUGUGAAAAAAAAAUUAUACCCAGCAAUUGCCCCUAGAUUACCUUUAAGUUCCUAGGGUUGUGCAGAAUUGCCAUGCGGUCAACAUGGCGUUGAAUCCAGGUCACUUUGGGGUUGCCUUGAGGAAACGUUGUGGUUGCCACUGCUAUGCUUUAGUUUCUCCCUGCGUGUGUGUAUUCAUGAGUGCAGGUGUAGUAUAGAGCUUAUUUCCUAAGGAGAACUAGAGUUGACACACAAUUUCCCUCUUUUUGUCAUAUUUCUUGAAGUCAUUUUACAGACGUCAUUGUGUGACUGAAAUAAACAAGGCAACUUUGUAUCCCCCUGCCCAUCCCCUCUCCCUGGGACAUGUUUGACGUGUUUUGGGAGAUGAGACAGAUUACAUGUAAGUGAUGCAAGCAGGAACACUGAACACAGUCGCAGAAUGAUGUUUAAUUUGUGAACGAGGCAAUAGAAUAGUCAGAUGUUUGUAUGUGCGAUUGGUGAAAAAAUGGUAUGCUAAAAAGUGUGUGAGUAAAAUGAGCGAGUGUUUGGGUGAGCGUAUGAGUGUGGAGUAUAUCACUCAGUUUGUUUUGGAUCCUAUGUACUUACGCUGUACAAAGUAAUCAAAAUACCUAACCAGAGGACUUGGUUUAAACACAUUAGACCGACAAGCACUUUCAUCAUAAAACAUGAAAACACUUCUCCUGAUUGGAGGCAUUAGUAAAAAUUUAAAAGUAUGUCACACCUUGAAAUGGUGAGGUGUGGAUAUAACCUGGUUGUGAGAAGGAAGGGUGGACAUGUACCUGUAUAUUGUCUUCAUUGUUCUUUUAAACAGUUCUUUUUAUGCUUGUAGAAGUUGAGGUAUUCAGUAAACGGUUAGAAUAUACACAUUUUUCCCCAAAAUGUUUGAAAAUUGAAAGUCCUUCAAAUUUUCAGCAGAUGGUGCAGCGGUUGAGACAAGGGUACUGGGGUUUUUCCUUGUAAUAUACAUGUGUGUACUUUGUACAUGGCAAAGAAGAUCAUGUUGCAGAUCCUUACACCUGCACUGCCGGGUUGUGCAGGCACCACACCACAGAUACACAGCCUGAUUUUUUUCAAGAGGUUUGGAAGAAAAGCAAAUUAUUUCUGGAAUAUGCAUGGUCAGAAAGUGGAAAACUUAACAUCGUGUCUUAUUCAGGACAGUGUGUACUUUUUCUUUGAUUGUGUCGCCAAGGCAUAUUUGCACUUAUAUAGUCGAUCACUUGCUCCGUAAGAUCAGUGUUGUCAAUGGUUUGAUUGAGAAAGGAAAGAGGAAACCUGCAGUGUAUUCACAGCAGCCAGGGCUGUGAAUUGUGCCUCACAAAUCCCUACCAGAGCUUUGUUGGCAACUGUUCAAGCCGUAAUCUAUUCAUUGUACACGUACACAAGAGUCUCCCCUCUCCUAAAAGUUUGAUUUUGGUUUCAAGUUGGUGAAUUUGUGAACUGACUUGAAAUUCUAUUCAGAUCAACAUUAUGCACUGGAUGAUUCGAUUCAUGUUGUAAAUUGUAUAUGAUGUCUGGGGGCAAUACUUAUGAGAAAGUUGUGUACAUGUUUAUGUAAUAUUUAACAGCAGAUGUUAAAAAUGAAAACUUUAAAACGAAAAAGAAAGAAAAUAACUUUGGUGUUUUGUAAUAUUGUAUUGUUGUGAGGAUACCAAAUUUGAAUGUUGCCAAUACUUUAGGGUUCAUCAGAUUGGUCCGCAGUCGGCCACUUUUUUAUACACUCGGUUGCUUUCUAACAAACCCUGAGCAAUUUGUGUGUGUGUUCUGUAGGGUUGUUUGUGUGAGAGAGUGUGUACUCGAGUCUGAUCCCUUACCAUUAUUUGACAGGUUCCCAACACCCUUGAAGCAUAGCAAGAUACUGAGAAUGUGCUUCAUUGACAGCUUACAUUUUUUCAUACCCUACCAUACUGUCGGUGGCACUCGUGAUAGUACACUUGUUGGUCAUAGUCUUCAACAGAGUACCUCUUGCCUGCUAGUGAAAGACACAACUUCGGAUUUCCUCCGCUUGUUACUAAUUGUAAAAAAAAUCGAAUUAAAAAAAAGUAGCUUUUUUGAUGUCCACUUGACCCUUGACACGUGUUCUUUUGUAUCACCUCUUUCCCAUUAUUCGGGUGAUUUCUAAAGAUUGUGUGUGACCAAUGUUUUAAUUUCCAUUUUUACAUGGUUGCAAUUGCAUUGUAGUAAUGAGAAAUUAGUGGGCUGACCACCCAGCACUUUUCACGAUCAUGCCCUUUCCUAUCUGAGAAAGUCUUUGGAAUUUUGCUCCGUUAUUGCCAGAGCCCCAAAACGGGAAGUGCGUUUUCCCUCGUUAGUGCAUAUGAAAGAAAACGGUGCAAAUUCAUCUACAUUUGUUGGAAGUGUGGUGUUUGCAACGUGUGUCUGCUGUAUGUGACAAGGUAGAAAUCCAUUCAAGAAAUGGGGGGACAAGACCGGACAAAUGCUUCAGCUGAUAUAAAUGGAAGCAUCCGGUACUGAUGCCCUGUCCUGAAAUCUGGAUGUGACAAGUGGCUAGCUUUGUUCGGGGCUAGACAAUCCGCAACUGCUUCACUUUAUUCAUGGUGGGUGGUCUUCAGUUAGACUGAUCAAUAUCAACGACUCACUUGAUAUUUGUACCAGAUGAACUGAUGCAGGUAGAGCUGUCCGUAAAUGGAUUUACUUGUAAAUAAAUUACAUUAAAUGCUGAGUAUAUAGCAGUAUGGAACUCCACUUCAAAUAAUAGUUUUAUUGAGAUGACAGAGACGAAUAGUAGAACUACUUAGGCUUACUAAAUACAUGUUUUAUACAAAAACUAUCAAAGAGAAUGGAGUCAAACUUGGUGGAGUUGAAGUUUUAACAAAUACAUUGCACAUCUGUGAUCAUUAUUUUGAUUUGCUUUCUUUGUUAUGAUAAAAAAAAUUGGCCUCAGUAGAAUGGUUUUCAUCAAUGAAAUCUGUAAAUGUGUAAAUGUCUGUGCAUUACAUAAAAAAAAGAGGAAAAAAAUUAACAAAAAGCUGAAAUGGUUGCACAUAUUCUUAGUUGAAAAAAGAAGAGGGAAGUCGAUUAGAUUUCAUCCGUUUUUUUUUAUCAUUGCAUUGUAUCAUUGUUUCAUUGUCUACUGGAUGUUGGGCUGGCUCCUUUGAGUAAAACACAUGUAAAAUUGAUAAAUGAUUGAUAUAUUAAACGAACUGAUAAAUUAUGUAAGUUAAGUGUGUUAGAGAUUUGAGUUGUCACUAUGUAAAGGAAGUAGCCUGCAGCUGGCCAAUCACGUUGCUUCACUCGUCCAUCGUAACCAAUCACAGCAUAGUGAAGAUGCACCUUAAACCCAUACAGGCAGGGCAGUCUUUUUUCUCCAACUUGACGGAAACGUCAUGCUGUGGUUUCUCAUUUUAAAUGUUUUAUAGUACAUACUUGUAUUCGAUUUUGUGAAAUUGACACAAGUUCCAACAGUAACCCUUCUGGGGAAUACACUGCUGUUAUCAGGAAGUGUUUUGUGGGAUUCCUCCCUUCUGUAUGGAUUUAAGACGGCAGAGAUAUAAGCAUCCCGUUAGAUGAGCUUGCUGUGUAAGUGUCAGAUAAACCUCUUCUACCUGUAGUCUCAUGGUCCACUGCAUGCUUCUUUUUUUUUUUUCUUUUUUAAUUUGGAGAGGAUCGAUAUUCUGUUCUGUACAUUAUACCUCUUGUUAUAAGACAGAAUUACGAAUAAUAAAUGAUGUAUUGGAGAUCUGACUCUCCAAUCCCACAAGUUCAGGAAUUCUGAAAAACAAAA